Molecule: messenger RNA, 1842 nt
Organism: Anguilla rostrata (American eel)
Lineage: Eukaryota; Metazoa; Chordata; Actinopteri; Anguilliformes; Anguillidae
Gene: wdr76
Product: WD repeat domain 76
Exons: 13
Coding region: 159-1622 (487 amino acids)
Biological process (GO): regulation of DNA damage checkpoint
Cellular component (GO): nucleus
Molecular function (GO): DNA binding; protein binding
Source: RefSeq, a predicted model, not a curated record
ACGCCAUCUAUCGAAUUCUCGCGCGUGAAAAAGUUCGCAGCGCUGGGCUACGACUGCUGAUUUCCCGUACAUGAACUGGCUAGAACUGAGCCUAUUAAAUCGUAAUAAGAAUUGCUUGUCUUACGAACUUUUUGCACGAGGACCUACGAUUUUAGAAAAUGUCCACGGAAACCGAUGAAGCUAUUACUGUCGCUGUGGAUAAUUUGUCAAAAUAUGACUGUGACAGGAAAAAUAAACCUUUACAGGGUUUGUCUCCUUAUGAGCUGAAGCGCUUGGAGAACAUCCGCCAGAACCAAGCUUUCCUUACUGCCAUCGAACUUCCGCAGGCUAACGCUGCCUUGAAACGAAAACCCUCACCGGGGGGCAUCAAGAGGGAGAAGGCCAAGGUCUCGAAGCAGGAAGUGUUGCCCCUUCGCAAGUCCUUGCGUCUGCUGAAGAAGGACGCCGAGAUUCGACUGCUGCCAGAACCGCAGUCUUCUCUCCAACAGGUGGAGGUGCGCGAGAGACCGGAGGGGCCCGUUUCCAUGGCGCCAGUCAACAUGGAGGAAGACAGCCUUCUGCCCGCUAGUCUGCUGGAGCUGUGGAACGAGCGUUUCACCAUGGUCACAAAAAAGAAGUGGAAUCUGAAAGAGUACGAGGCCUCCUUGAAGGGGAUGGGCCUGAGCGAGGAGCGGGUGGUGAAGGUGGUGAAGGAGCGGGUCUACUCCGCCGCGUUUCACCCCUGCGCCCGCCGCCUGCUGCUGGCCGCGGGAGACCGGUCGGGCCGAGUCGGGCUCUGGGACGUGGAAGGCGAUUGGGGUGAUGACGGGGUGCUGCUGUUUGAGCCCCACACUGGCCCGGUUUGCUGCAUGGCCUUUUCCAACACUCAGUCCAGCAGCCUGCUCACCCUCAGCUACGACGGGUCGCUUCGCGGCACAGACGUGGAGAGAGCGGUCUUUGAUGAGCUGUAUCGCUCGGAUGUUGGCCUGAGCAGUUUUGAUUUCCUGUCACAUGACUGCUCCACAUUAUUGGUUAGUGACUGGGAUGGUGAUGUGGCCAUUGUUGACAGGAGAACUCCAGGGACUUCUCCCGAGUCCGUCUCCACGCUGGACCCCAAAAUUCUGCGCUGUGUGCACGUGCACCCCGUUCAGAAGCAGUACUUCGUAGCUGCGAAGAACAGGGAUGCGCACAUUUACGACGUGCGGAGCCUGAGGAGGAAGGCCGGCCCGCCUGUCUCCACCUUGGCAGGCCACACCCUCAGCGUCUCCAGUGCCUACUUCUCCCCCAUCACAGGCAACCGGGUGCUCACCACCUGCAUGGACGACAGGAUCAGGGUGUUUGACACUUCUGAAUUCAUACCACAGAUUCCUCUCCAGUCUUCUGUCAGGCACAACAUGAAGACGGGCCGCUGGCUGACCAAGCUGCGGGCCGUGUGGGACCCCAAAAGGGAGGACUGCUUUUCGGUGGGCAGCUUGGAGCGGCCUCGCCGGGUGGAGCUGUUCCACGAGGGCGGCCGGCUCCUGCGGUCCUUCCGGGACGGGGAGCACCUCUCCACGGUCUGCUCCGUCACCGCCUUCCACCCCAGCAGGAGCGCCCUGGCCGGGGGGAACUCCUCCGGGCGCCUUCACCUCUUCGCCGGCUGAUUCGCCGCCGCCAGAUUCUAGCUCCGCCCCCUUCGCUUGCGCGCAGCCCGAAAUAUUAAUUUCCGCUGUGCUUCCGCAUCGUCCGGUUUGUCUGUGUCGACAAGUUUUUUGGGGUCGUUUUCUGUUUCUGUGUAUAUUAAUGUUGAAUUUUUAAAUUUUAUUUACUUUUUUUUUUUUUUUUUUUACACUGAACAUAAUAAAAAAUUUUAAAUGAAGCACA